Rhizoctonia solani is the source of this 996-nucleotide messenger RNA. RefSeq names its product oxidoreductase family, NAD-binding rossmann fold protein. The transcript has 11 exons. Gene Ontology annotation, molecular function: nucleotide binding. The record is from RefSeq and is a predicted model, not a curated record. NCBI's taxonomy places the organism in Eukaryota, Fungi, Basidiomycota, Agaricomycetes, Cantharellales, Ceratobasidiaceae. Bases 1 to 996 code for a protein of 331 amino acids.
AUGGCGGCACCAUUUGAGCUACGAUGGGGAAUCUUGGGUGCGGGACACAUCUCAUCCGUGUUUGUCAAGGAUUACUACUUGACCCAAAAACGUUUGAGAGAUGUCACAGAUGUAAUCCAUAAAGUUGCUGCCGUUGGAUCGAGAGAUGCAGCUAAAGCACAGGCCUUGUGGAAUGGCGGUCAGGAAUUCAUCGAUAAGCAUGCUUCCUCGAAUCCCGAAACCAAGGCCUAUGGAAGUUACGAAGAAGUGGUUGGGGACAAGAACGUGAACGCAAUCUACAUAGGUACUCCCCAUACACACCACUACUCUUGUACAAGUCUGGCGCUCCGAGCUGGGAAGCACGUUCUAUGUGAAAAGCCCUUUACUUCCAACGCGGCCGAGCUCAAAUCCCUGAUUUCCAUUGCCAAGGAGAACAAUGUCUUUCUCAUGGAGGCGAUGUGGACACGGUUCCUGCCAAUUACCGGAGCCAUAAAAUCAAUCAUUGAUAGCGGAGAGCUUGGAGAUGUGAAAGUUCUCCAUGCUGAUUUGGCUGGUGAUUUUAAACUCGAUAGUAUUCCAAAAACUCACCGCAUUUUGGACCCCAAAUUGGGUGGCGGGGCUCUCCUAGAUCUUGGACCAUAUCCAUUCGUUUGGGCAGCAGCAAUCCUCUAUGAACAUGCGCUUAAUAAACGCGAGCCCCCUUCUCAUGUAGCCGGGUCCAUGGUGAAGACAAAGCUCACAGGUGUUGACUCGAGCACUACCUUUGUCCUAAAUUUUGACAGAGUUGAAGCUCAGGCGAUCCUAUCCUGUAGCAUCACAAUAUCUACGCCAAAUCCUGCGCUGGUGGUUCGAUGCCGUAAAGGGAAUAUCAUCGUUGCUCCGCCCAUUUAUCGGCCUAAGAGCUUUAUUAUUCAGUACCUUGAUGAGCCAGGAUCUGGCGUGGUUGCACGGGAGGAGAGCCGGGAGUUUUCGUUCGAAGGUGGUGGUUGGCACUUCCAAGGUGCGCAAAUCUUUUAA